This is a messenger RNA of Anopheles coustani, 3120 nucleotides long. Its product is annotated as PI-PLC X domain-containing protein 3. Gene Ontology annotation, biological process: lipid metabolic process. NCBI's taxonomy places the organism in Eukaryota, Metazoa, Arthropoda, Insecta, Diptera, Culicidae. The record is from RefSeq and is a predicted model, not a curated record. Gene Ontology annotation, molecular function: phosphoric diester hydrolase activity. Bases 84 to 1076 code for a protein of 330 amino acids. The transcript has 2 exons.
AUAAAAAGACCAGCAAAAAACGUAGCUUCUUACACAAAACUAUCGUCUCGUCCCACCGAAACCGUGAGCGAUACGUUUGCAAGAUGGCAACCGACUUUACUGAAGACUUGGAAAACUGGAUGGGUAGGCUACCGUCCGAGCUGAAGGCUAUCCCGAUUAUCAAUCUAGCUAUUCCCGGCUCACACGAUACAAUGUCGUACGGCAUCAAGAACAAGGCACCGGUGGCGCCGGACGCUGAGCCGGUGGUAGCCACGCUAAACAAGUUCAUUCCCUGCGUGGUACGCCGGUGGGCCGUCACGCAGCGUUACGGCAUCCAGGAGCAGCUGAAGGCGGGAGUACGGUACUUUGAUCUGCGGUUCUGUAUGAAGCGGCCGGAGAACAAGUUCUACUUUGUGCACGGGUUGUUCAGCGAGGAGAUCACGGAACCGCUCGAUCAGCUGAAGGAUUUUCUGCGCACCCACCCGAAGGAGUUUGUCGUGCUGGAUUGCCAGCAUUUUUACCUGUUCAACCCGACCGACCAUUGCGUCCUGUCGGCCGAACUGAAUCGUAUCUUCGACCGGAAGAUCUACUCGCGCAACGUGAGCCAGCUGAAGGAGUGCACACUCGAGUCGGCCACCGGGAAUGGCAAGCAGGUGCUGAUCGUGUACCGCAGCGACGCGUGCGUCAACGAUCGGUUCUGGCUGAGCCAGGACUGGCCAACGCCCUGGCCGAAUGAAAUCAACGCGAAGAAGCUGCAGCAGUACUUGGACGAGUCGCUGGCACAGCGUAGCCCCGAAACGGGGUACGUGUCCCAGUGCGUCCUAACGCCGUCGGUGCGGUACAUCGUGCCGCGGUUUCUGUCCUCGCUGCGGUCCACCUGCGCCAAGACGGUCGACAAGCAGUUGCUCGAGUGGGUCAAGCUGCAACAGCCGGGCACGUUCGCGGAAGACGAGAAACCGCGGACGAACGUUUUCCUGGCGGAUUUUGUUGACAUUGCGGACAAUCAGUUCUGUAAGGUGGUAAUAGGUUUGAACAAAAAGCUUCUCGAGCAGGAAAAUAAUAGUGCGCAAAGUUCCCCGUCGAAAAAGAGCAUGUAAAUGAGCAUCACUCAACCCGUUUUACGAAUCCCUCUUUACUUAACUAAUUUUAUGAGUUUUUACAAUUUUGAGUUUAUUCUCUUUGACCGAGCCUUUGCUUGUGUUACGUUCUCAAUGCACAACCCCGCUUUCAACGGGGUACUUUCUGGGAGAAAUAAAAUCCCACAUCCUUUUACCCUGUGAUACUUUCACUUAUUUAUCUAUUCAGUUCGAUAAUAAUCGCACAAAUGCGAAAUUGCAAUACGCGUAUGUCGCGUUGAAGUGAUUUUAAAUUUAAAAUUUAUUUAAUGACUUCAGAUAGCUGGAGGUUUUGAUAAUUGGGAAAAAAGUAAUGAGAGUGACAUGAAGGCGGCAACAGGAUAACAAAACUAAUGUAAUCAAAAUGUAACAACGUGUAGCAUAUAACCAAGAAAAACAGUAUAACGCGAUCAACCACGGACCGCAUCUCUCAAUCAUAGGAUAUAUGCUAAGAAAAGACAAUCGAUGGUUACAAUUAUACAAACACGGAAAUGGAACACUAAACUUUUCCCCAACUUUCUACUCUGAACUUUUCUCUCUCUCUCUCUUUCAACCGUAUGUUAAGCAGGAAGUAGAUGUGUGUGGUAAAAGGGACAAAUUUAGCCUAACGUUUUUAUAUACACACGUUCCACGUUGGUGGCAAAGAAUCUUUAAACUUUAAACCGUGAACUAAUAAGUGCACAGUGCUAUGGCGGUAGAUAAAUAUAUUUAAAUGUUGUCGUUUACUUUCACCAAAACAAACGCAACCAGGAAAUUUGGAAUAUUCGCAGCACAAAUGUUUGAAAAGAGAAAAUAACGCGCUCACUAGCAGAUAACGACGGAAUUGGUUUCAUCGGCAGACAAGGUGUCGAUAAUGUAUUACUCGUUGGUAUGGGUUGUGUUUGAACGCCUCCCAAUAUAUAUAUAUUCUAUGCAUGUUAUCAUAAACACGUUCGUCUCAAUGUAUCUGCACAGAAAACAAAAAAAUACAGCAGAUAGUAGAAGAUUUAACGAAAUGGUAAAACAUAAUGAUAACUAGUUAAGAAUGAACAAUUUAAAGCGUGACGAUUUUAUAGACCACAUUUAUUCUGAAGCAUCACGUUUGAAACUUACGGGGGGUUAACAUAUGCUGGGAGCGUAAAAAGAAAUAAUUAAUAAAAGCUAAUAGUUUUUCUUCUUCACUCCGCUAUCGCCGAUGAUGUUUGCUCCUUUUUUUCCUCCUGGAAGAACGGGAAUUUGCAAUAAAAAAAAAUAGGGAACACAACAAAACCUGAAAUCGGCUCUAAAAGGACAAUUGUUUCCUUCAAUCUCCGCCAAGAACGGACGUCUUACAUACAGGUUCUUUAACCAUCAAUCAAUCGCUUCCCGUCCGACUCUACUGUAGGUGACCUUUUUUGGUCCUAGUGGACACUUACUGAUUACGGUCAACCCACUGGUGGCUCACAUCACCACAUUACUCUACAAUGGAUAAUAUAUAUAUUCUAAUAGAUAUACAUAAAUACAUAUAUUGUAGACCAUGUAGCUAGUUUUAACGACUGAUCAUGAGGAAUUUAAAGCAUAUAGAAUAUAUACAACUAGAAGCACCUUUUUUCCGGGAGAAGAAGCAAAAAAAAACCAACUACGAUUAACAGACAGAUAAGGGGUGUUUCGACUGAAAAUGGGGCAAAACGCAAUCUCCGCACGCAAUCAGCAAAGGGCCAACGUUAAACUCAAUAGUUUAGUCAAACAGACAGAAGUAUAUAUGGUUCGAGAGAGAUAGGGUGAUACGAGACAAGAUAGCUCCGGUGUUAUCACCGGCCUCAGAUGAUGGUUAACUAAAUACAAAUGCUAGGAAUAAGAAAAUGAAACAAGAUACCGCCGAAACGAUAGGAAAUCGAUGAAUUAUCACCUCACGAACAUGAAGCAGGUAAUUUUGUGCGGAAAGAGUAACGCAUGUGUAAUGUCUAAUACGGUGUGGAUGUGAUGUUUAAACUAUUUAUGAGCGUUGGUAAGAAUUUAUAAGGGCUGAAUGUAUGUGUGUGUCUGUCUGUUUGUUCGUUUGGCCGAG